CACACACACACUCUCUCUCUUAUCUCGGCACACACAAAUGCACACACACACACACAAUCUCUCUCUCAAGCACAUUUGAAAAUAGAUUGCACAGUAGGUUUUAUGCUCCAUUCUCUUAAUAUCUCUGUGAGUUUACAACAUACUGAAAACACACCAGCACACACAGACACACACUGGAACACAUCUCUCAGACACAAUGUGCAGACAGAUGAUAUUAUUUCUAUUCAUCAUUCUGGUGGGAACAUCCGCAAACGAGUUGUUCCAGUGGCCACGCUUCGUGGGCGUUAAAACGGGCAGCCGCGUGACCCUGAGCUGCGUGGACAAGGCCAGCGGAAAAGGGGACAAGAUGCAGGAGGUGUCCUGGCGGAAGGCCUUGUCCCCCGGCAACCCGGACCAUCCGCUGGAGCAGAGCAAGGACGUGAACUUCGGCCAGCGGACCGGGCGGAUGACCCUCAGCAGGAUGCAGACAGAGCACAGCGGCAUCUACUUCUGCUACAUCAACGGCACCAAGGGCCCGGGCAGCGAGGUGCAGGUCCACAGGCCUAGGGACUUGGUGGCGGCCAUUAGGAGGAGCAACAUGAAGGAUGUGGUCAUCUUCAUCCAGGCCUCUCUGCUGGGGGUGUUCCUCCUCUUACCUCACUUCUGUUACAAGCAACAACAAGCGAAAGAGGAGGCUGUCUAUGAGGAUCCCCAUGAUGACCACACUUACGAGGGACUGGAUAUUGAACAUGUUGUUCUCUACGAAGACAUCCCAGCAUUCAGCGGGUGGGACGCCGAUGAACCCUGUGUCGCCGAUGAACCCUGUGACAUGGAGUCUCCAGACCAAGAGUGAUGGAUGAACACAUGCCCUUCCAAGCACCCCCCCACCUCCUGAACACACACACACACAC
This is a messenger RNA of Clupea harengus (Atlantic herring), 890 nucleotides long. It is a transcript of the gene cd79b, whose product is annotated as CD79b molecule, immunoglobulin-associated beta. The transcript has 5 exons. The record is from RefSeq and is a predicted model, not a curated record. Gene Ontology annotation, cellular component: B cell receptor complex; external side of plasma membrane. Bases 197 to 832 code for a protein of 211 amino acids. Lineage: Eukaryota; Metazoa; Chordata; Actinopteri; Clupeiformes; Clupeidae. Gene Ontology annotation, biological process: B cell differentiation; B cell receptor signaling pathway.